UGUUUCUUUUCUGGAAUAUCACUGGGAUUGAAGAAAUCUAAAGGAAAGCAAAGAAAUGGGAUUGUUUCAUAGAAGAACUGAUAUUCAUUUUUUGUGCUAUCAUUUAUAGCUGCAACAAUGCGGUCUUCAUUUCCGAGAGUUAGCAUCUCGGUACGAUUUCGUCGCUCAAUCUUUUCUUGGCAUGGAUAAUACGACGCUGUGUGAUCUGGAGGCAUAUAAGAUUUGCGCUCUUGUUUAUGAACAUGCGAUCCGCACAUAUAUUAAAUCUAGUGAAUCAUUUUUCUGUGUCGACCCUGCAUUAAUACCCUUACUCAAUAUUGCAAAUGAGCGAAUGCACGUCGACUCGAUUUCUGCACCUUCCUCACUUCAAGACAUCUGCCUUGAAUUUAUCCAAACAGUGAUCAGCUGGGAAGACCUUGAUAGGCGUGAGGACGUUAAGUAUUAUUCGCUUUGUGCACAAGAAAUCCAAUCAUUUACAGCCCGUAUGCUGGAGCAACCGUUAAAAUUGCCAAGAUACUUUUUCGGAAGACAGAAACCUGUUAAUGUCCAGCUCACCGUCGAUCCUGUGUUAAGCGAAAAACAAGCCAUUGUACUUCAAGUAGGGCAGGACUUGGCCAUAAACUUUGAAGGAUUCGUAAAUCUCUCCGGCAAAGAAGACUCGAUUGUAAAGGCUGCCAUUGUAUGCUCAGUAACUGGGGAACAAACAAAGCACUUUAGUGACAAACUAGGAAACGAGAAAAACCUGUCAGAUCCGCAUUUAAACGCAGAGACGAAUUUACUACUACCAUCUACCACAUACUAUGCCAACAUCGUCAAUUCAUACUUUACGUGUAACGGUCUGCUUCAUAUACCGAAACAUAUGUUUGAAGCACCCUUUUCCUUAACCGGAUCCACAAGCACCGCCCCACCCCAUCGAGAAGCAUGGCUCAACAUCUUUGUCAAGCUGAUUGAUUGUAAUUAUAAAGUCUGGGCAACUGGACCGCAUAUAACAGGAAAAAUCGCUUGGUAGUAAUAAUCAUUGACAUUAUUCAUCAUAAGCAUUUCUCAAAAAUAAAGUUACACGUACAUGUUUCCACUAUGCACCAGACCGAACCUCCAAACAGGACAUAUACAAAGUGCAAAUGUUCAUAAUCAACUGCAAGAAGCAAUGCAAAAGUAUUGUACAGUGGCUUCCCACUAAUUUCAUAUUCGUUAACUUUCACCCCUCAAUAAUUUCCAAAA
Messenger RNA from Zychaea mexicana, 1221 nucleotides. RefSeq lists its product as uncharacterized. The record is from RefSeq and is a predicted model, not a curated record. The transcript is spliced from 6 exons. Bases 182 to 1009 code for a protein of 275 amino acids. Lineage: Eukaryota; Fungi; Mucoromycota; Mucoromycetes; Mucorales; Lichtheimiaceae.